Messenger RNA from Colletotrichum abscissum, 1110 nucleotides. Its product is annotated as IBR finger domain-containing protein. NCBI's taxonomy places the organism in Eukaryota, Fungi, Ascomycota, Sordariomycetes, Glomerellales, Glomerellaceae. Bases 1 to 1110 code for a protein of 369 amino acids. Gene Ontology annotation, molecular function: zinc ion binding; ubiquitin conjugating enzyme binding; ubiquitin protein ligase activity. Gene Ontology annotation, cellular component: ubiquitin ligase complex; cytoplasm. Gene Ontology annotation, biological process: ubiquitin-dependent protein catabolic process; protein polyubiquitination; positive regulation of proteasomal ubiquitin-dependent protein catabolic process. The transcript has a single exon. The record is from RefSeq and is a predicted model, not a curated record.
AUGCUGUGCUACGACAUUGACGACGAGUCGCUCCGCCUGGUCCUCCAGAUGCAGUUGAAGGACUUGGAGGAUAUCAAGGAGAGUAGCAAGGGCAAGUGCCGAGUGGACGAGGUCUCUGAUCUCGACCUGGCCGUCGAUGCAUACCACGCGGAACUGGAGUCGCAAGCUGUGCUCGCGGCGGAUAGGUGUAUGUGCAAGAGCAUGGUCAAAGCAAAUCAAUCCGACGGUCGUCUCAUUACGAUUCUCACGAAACAGGAGAAUCAGGCCACUCGCGACAGAGAAGCGGCUAUUCGACUCAGCAAAGGGGCAACACUCGGCAAGGACGCGUCUCCUACGAAUCUUCCCGUCUUGUCAGAGGAGUCUUCCGCAAACGCGGAAGAUGAGAUGUUUCUACGAAAGCUCGCAUCUCUCUACGUCUCUGUUGACUAUGGCGAGGAAGGGAACGACGAGGAGGAAGAGGAGGAAGCGGAGGAAGAGCCAGAGUCGUCAUCGUGGGCGGCCUCCAGGAAACAAACCGAUGCGGUAGCGAUUAGACCGACCAGGCGAGAGAAGAAGACAACAUGCGACAGCUGCAAGGAUGCCUACCACCCGGUAGCAGUCGCUCAGCUUCCAUGCAAACACAACUACUGCCGCGACUGCCUGCGGACCCUCUUCGAGCUCUCCCUCACAGACGAGUCGCUCUUCCCGCCGAGAUGCUGCAAGUUGCCUAUCCCCGUGGACGGAGGCCAUGCCAGGGUUCUACUACCCCCGAAGCUGGUAGGAGAGUUCCGGGCAAAGGAGGUCGAGUUUUCGACGCCCGACAGGACGUACUGCCACAGGCCGACCUGCUCCAAAUUCAUCCCCAAGGAGUUCAUCAGAGCCGACGUCGGAACCUGUCCGCAGUGCCAACAGCAGACGUGCACGAUGUGCAAAGGCGCCGAGCACGGGAACCAAGACUGCGCGCAGGACACACUGAUGCAGGCGCUUCUCGAAGUCGCCGCCGCCAACAAGUGGCAGCGCUGCUUCUCCUGCCGAAGGAUCGUGGAACUCAACCACGGGUGUUACCACAUCAGUGAGCCCUCUCCUCUCGCGUUACCCCUGCCCAUCCAUGCAUGCUCUACAUCACGAUGA